Molecule: messenger RNA, 1829 nt
Organism: Calliphora vicina (urban bluebottle blowfly)
Lineage: Eukaryota; Metazoa; Arthropoda; Insecta; Diptera; Calliphoridae
Product: deubiquitinase DESI2
Exons: 5
Coding region: 183-797 (204 amino acids)
Biological process (GO): protein deubiquitination
Molecular function (GO): deubiquitinase activity
Source: RefSeq, a predicted model, not a curated record
UACUAAAAAUAAACAUUUUUCCAUGUUUAUUGCAAAGUGAUACAUAAAUUUUUUUUGAAUGAUACUGUUGGGAGUUUUGUGUUUAAAGAAAAUAAUUCGCUAUAGUUGAAACAAUUAAUUGUUUCAUAUUUUUUUUAAGAUCGAAUCAUAUUUUCCAAGUCAAUAGAAAAUAAAAACAAAAUAUGUUUUCUAAUGGUCUUCCUUGCAACUUGCCAUUUCCCAGUUGUCUAGGCAUAUCGAAAGACAGUGGAAAUGAUGAAUUGCUGCCCUCCAACACUGGUAACAGAGAACCAGUUAUAUUAAAUGUAUACGACAUGUAUUGGAUUAACGAAUACACGACAUCAAUUGGUUUGGGUGUUUUUCAUUCUGGCGUAGAAGUGUUUGGAACGGAGUUCGCUUAUGGCGGCCAUCCAUUUCCGUUUACUGGCGUUUUUGAAAUCACUCCCAGAGACCAUGAUGAAUUAGGAGAGCAAUUUCAGUUUAGACAAAGUAUACAAAUAGGCUGUACAGAUUUUACGUACCAAGAAGUUAGACGUAUUGUGGAGGAAUUGGGUAACCAAUUUCGAGGAGACCGAUAUCAUCUAAUGAACAACAACUGCAAUCAUUUCUCCAGUGCUCUUACUCAGAUCCUUUGUGGCCAAGAAAUACCCAGCUGGGUAAACCGUUUAGCCCAUUUUAGUUCUUGUGUACCAUUUUUGCAAAGAUGCUUGCCAAAAGAAUGGCUGACUCCGAAUGCCUUACAGCAGAGCAUAACGGCUAUCCAGGAACGAGAUGACUCUGAGCAUAGUCCGCUUUGAAAUAGGUUAUGUUCAGGGCAACAACAAUAAUCGAAACAUUGCACCAAUUUGUACUAUAUAAAUACAUACUCGUACAACCAUACAACACAUACUACAUACAAACAAACAACAUACACAUACAUACAAACAAACACUAAUACAUAUUUGCAUAUAACAAUUAUCUUAUUUUUUAAAAUUUUAAUAUUAUUUUGUAUUUAGAUUGAUAAAUUUUAGAAAAGUAAUUUGGUUAACUUAACGAUAUAACGAUAGAUAAAUAGAAAUAUGUAAUUAAUUAUUUAAGAUCAUCGGCACUUGCAUUCUAUAUUUGUUUAAAAUUACGAUAAAAUUUUAAAUUGUGGAUAAAUUUUGAAAUUAGAUCGUUUCAUUUUUACACGAAAAAUAUUCGUGCAAAACCAAAAAGCAUUGCAAUGACAAUGAGCAUUUAUAAAACACAAAAAAUAAAAUUAUAGUAAAAAAAAACAUGUUAUCAUAUGAAAUAUUUAUUAAUAUUUCAUUAUCUUUAACAAAAAAUUAUAAAAUGUAUUUUGAGAAGUUUAUUUAUUCUGCUCAAAAGCGCAAUUUAUUUCAACUCCCUCUCUAACUCUCUUUAAAUAAGUUUUAUUUCAUAUAAAAAAAAACACUUGUAUUACACAUGAAUUCGAAAUCGAAAUAUUAAAACAAAAAUGUUAAGAAUUUUCCGUAGUUUGGUUUGUGAUGAGUUUGUCAUUUAUUAGACAUAAUUAAAAUCAUUAUCAACAACAAAAAAAUAUCACAAAUUAUACCAAACUGGAGAUAGUUUAUUAAUUAUAAAAUAAAACAUUUUCAUUUGUUACGCACAUAAAUUAUGGUUACCAACAUCAUCUAUUGUUCUUAUAAAUAAUAAUAUAAAUUGUAUUAUGUAUUUUUGUUUUCUAUUUACAACUUGCCAUUACUUCUCAAAAGUGGUGUCGAAAAAUAAAUAAUAUGUUUGAAUUUAUAUUGUAUAGACGAAAAAUAAAAGAUAUUCUAUUAGAAUCAUACAAAUACAAGUACAAAACGAAUUCAUCUCUUAAA